Messenger RNA from Coregonus sp. 'balchen', 13715 nucleotides. The record is from the annotation of a GenBank genome assembly. NCBI's taxonomy places the organism in Eukaryota, Metazoa, Chordata, Actinopteri, Salmoniformes, Salmonidae.
AUGUCGCAGAAAGAAAGACCAAAGUUUUAUCGGCAGGAGGUGAACAAGACGAUUUGGGAGGUACCAGAACGCUACCAGACGUUGUCUCCAGUUGGGUCUGGGGCCUAUGGAUCAGUUUGGUAAAUUACGCUUUUUGUCAUAUGUCUGCACAGAGCUAUAGCCAUUAAUUUCUACGAGGCCUGCAUAGACGCUAAAGUUAGCUUUCCAGCUAAAUUAGCUAGCUACAUUCAGAAUAGAACGCUGCCCGGCCGUGGGCCCUCUCGAUUCUCGAACUGUGUCAGCGAGAGCGAACGAGCAUGCGAACUUGCCCCAACCAGUCUAUGUUCACACAAUAUAAUAACAUUAGCCAGACGCACCAUUCGCUAGUGUUGCGGUAUGACAUGUUGCCAUGUCCCCAGCCACGUUUGCUAACUACGUGCACGAUUUAAAUGUGUCCAGCUACUUUUAUAGGUUGAUGUUGUAUCUGUUUAUCUGAAUAGCAACAUCCCUUUGAAACGUAUGGCUAUUCAAAUUAUGAAAAUAUUAUGCAAAUUAAUAGCCACAAAGAGCAGGAAACUAGCAGUUAUUGUUGCCAUCUAACAUCCAAUUGUUUUUUUCCUGAGGUGUACCGAGUGUUUCUGUUAUGUUCUUUUCUACUUUGGUUGGGAAAUGCAUUUAGACCCAAAGUUUGCAGUUCUGUAGUGAAACUCGUUGUAGCUAAAGUGGCUAACUUACAUCGGUUGUUAAACCUCCACACGGUGAUGCCACUUCAUUCUGUAUGCCAUGAUGACUAAUAAGCCCAGAAUAGGUCAAACCAAACUACUUUAACCAGGAUAUAUGGCUCACUGAUUUACUGUCUUGACUACUGGGCGUUGCAGGUUAGCUUUUACAAAACGCUGCAUAGAUGUCUCAACUAGAACCUGCUCUUACAAUACUGUCUUCAUUCUUGAUUUGGGGAAAAACGUUUCUUAUAAAUGUCCAGUUGCAGGUGGGUCUACAAAAACCAGAGAUAUUAAAUCAAUGUGUUGUAUCUAGUGAGAAAUGCCUCUUGCAUGUGUGUAGAUAUUUUUUGGUCGCAGUGUAUGAUGUCUGUUUUCUACUUCUACACGUGGCCACGGCAGUGUUGCAUAGAAACGACUAGUUCCUGCAAAUAAACUGGGAAAUGCUAGAUCUGCAGCAGCUAAAAUGGGAGGCACAACAUCGAACGGUACAAAACAUGGAUUUAACAUAUUUUGUACUUUUCUCUGGUUUUUGUAGACCCACCUGCAAAUGGACACAGACAUUUAUAAUAUACCUUUUUCCCCAAAUCGAGAAUGAAGACAGUAUCGCCAAGAGCAGAUUAGUUGAUACAUCUAUGCAGCGUUUUGUAUAUGCUAACCUGUAACGCCCAGUAAUGGAAACAUAGUUAUCACAUAUCUGCCAUACAAUCUGUAGCUAUGUCUUGCUCCUUAGAUGAUGAGGUAAGGGGAGUGUGUGUGGGGGGAUCCCUUUGAAGGACAUCAAAGUUAUCUUGCCCUUCUUUACACUUUUGACAUUAUGUUUUACCAUUUGAAUUCACUUUUACUGAAGUGCUAGCUUGGGCCCAGAUCUGUUUGUGCUUUUGCCUACUCCAUUGUCAAACUAAGCAUUGGCGUGACAAUUCCAUAAGGCGUUGGCAAGAGAGAAGAAACAUACUGGCACCCAGGCUAGUGAAGUACUGGUAGGCAUAUGUUUACUUGAAGAACAAUUUACUUACUAUGACUGAGAUAUGUGGUUGUCCCACCUAGCUAUCUUAAGAUGAUUGCACUUACUGUAAAUCGCUCUAGAUACUAGUGUCUGCGAAAUGACUAAAAUGUAAAUGGUGACAUGUCUGUGUUGAGGUUUAUUUGACCCUGGUAGGGCCAGGUGAGCCCAUGGCAUUAGGUCUAAUCUGCUAAAUUACUAAACUGAUGUUAGCUUAGUUUGUUUUUUACACAAAUAAUGGUUCCUGUAUUUCUGCUGCUGCUAUGCAACAACAGAACAGGAUAAUCCAUCAAGGAUAAUAUAUUCAAAGGUUUCCUUUACUUUUAGCUAAUGAAAAUGGGCCUAGUAGGACCCAGUAUUACCUCCUAGAACCUGCUAUGGCAUUUGUAAUAAUAAUAUGCCAUUUAGCAGACGCUUUUAUCCAAAGCGACUUACAGUCAUGUGUGCAUACAUUUUCACGUAUGGGUGGUCCCGGGGAUCGAACCCACUACCCUGGCGUUACAAGUGCCAUGCUCUACCAAUUGAGCUACAGAGGACCACUAGUAUCAUCUGCUGGAUUGUUGUUGUCUAAGUAAACAUCUGGUUGUUGUUUCUGUUGUGCUGCUGCUAGGCAGAAGGAUGAUCUGUUUACGGUCGGAUUAGUGCGGUUGGGUUAAAAAAAAAGUGACCUGGAUAUCAGACCAAGGGAUAUUUUAUAGUACAUACAAUGUUUGCUUCUGUUUAUUCAGAAGGAUUUCCUCCUGUUAUGUGGGCACCACAUCUCACAUACGUACAACUUUAUCUAAAUGUUUUGCUUGUUGCGUCACUGGGAAUCCUGACCUCCUUGGCCACAAGCAUUUGUGCACCUCUGCUUUGUACUAUUACAGUGAGGGGGAAAAAGUAUUUGAUCCCCUGCUGAUUUUGUACGUUUGCCCACUGACAAAGAAAUUAUCAGUCUAUAAUUUUAAUGGUAGGUUUAUUUGAACAGUGAGAGACAGAAUAACAACAAAAAAAUCCAGAAAAACGCAGGUCAAAUGUUAUAAAUUGAUUUGCAUUUUAAUGAGGGAAAUACGUAUUUGACCCCCUCUCAAUCAGAAAGAUUUCUGGCUCCCAGGUGUCUUUUAUACAGGUAACGAGCUGAGAUUAGGAGCACACUCUUAAAGGGAGUGCUCCUAAUAUCAGCUUGUUACCUGUAUAAAAGACACCUGUCCACAGAAGCAAUCAAUCAGAUUCCAAACUCUCCACCAUGGCCAAGACCAAAGAGCUCUCCAAGGAUGUCAGGGACAAGAUUGUAAACCUACACAAGGCUGGAAUGGACUACAAGACCAUCGCCAAGUAGUUUGGUGAGAAGGUGACAACAGUGGUGCGAUUGUUCGCAAAUAGAAGAAACACAAAAGAACUCUCAAUCUCCCUCGGCCUGGGGCUCCAUGCAAGAUCUCACCUCGUGGAGUUGCAAUGAUCAUGAGAACGGUGAGGAAUCAGCCCAGAACUACACGGGAGGAUCUUGUUAAUGAUCUCAAGGCAGCUGGGACCAUAGUCACCAAGAAAACAAUUGGUAACACACUACGCCGUGAAGGACUGAAAUCCUGCAGCACCCGCAAGGUCCUCCUGCUCAAGAAAGCACAUAUACAGGGCCGUCUGAAGUUUGCAAAUGAACAUCUGAAUGAUUCAGAGGAGAACUGGGUGAAAGUGUUGUGGUCAGAUGAGACCAAAAUCGAGCUCUUUGGCAUCAACUCAACUCACCGUGUUUGGAGGAGGAGGAAUGGUGCCUAUGAUCCCAAGAACACCAUCCCCACCGUCAAACAUGGAGGUGGAAAGAUUAUGCUUUGGGGGUGUUUUUCUGCUAAGGGGACAGGACAACUUCACCGCAUCAAAGGGACGAUGGACGGGGCCAUGUACCGUCAAAUCUUGGGUGAGAACCUCCUUCCCUCAGCCAGGGCAUUUAAAAAUGGGUCGUGGAUGGGUAUUCCAGCAUGACUAUGACCCAAAACACAUGGCCAAGGCAACAAAGGAGUGGCUCAAGAAGAAGCACAUUAAGGUCCUGGAGUGGCCUAGCCAGUCUCCAGACCUUAAUCCCAUAGAACAUCUGUGGAGGGAGCUGAAGGUUCGAGUUGCCAAACGUCAGCCUCGAAACCUUAAUGACUUGGAGAAGAUCUGCAAAGAAGAGUGGAACAAAAUCCCUCCUGAGAUGUGUGCAAACCUGGUGGCCAACUACAAGAAACGUCUGACCUCCGGUUUUGCCACCAAGUACUAAGUCAUGUUUUGCAGAGGGGUCAAAUACUUAUUUCCCUCAUUUAAAAUGCAAAUACAUUUAUAACAUUUUUGACAUACGUUUUUCUGGAUUUUUUUGUUGUUAUUCUGUCUCUCAAUGUUCAAAUAAACCUACCAUUAAAAUGAUAGACUGAUCAUGUCUUUGUCAGUGGGCAAACGUACAAAAUCAGCAGGGGAUCAAAUAAUUUUUCUCUCUCACUGUAAGUGUGUACAGCAGCUGACUAGCCUGGGUGCCUGUCUGUUUCUGCCCUCUUGCCAACUCCUUAUGGAAUUGUCAAUGACACCUAUGGAGUUGGCAAGAGAGCACAUAAGAAAGCGCAGAUCCAGGCUAGCAGCUGACUGUUCAUGACUGGUUAGCUGAAAUUCAAAGGAAGCAGAAGUGAGAGGGAGGCUUCCCUCCCCCAGUCUGUCAGUCAGCCAGGGUGAAUCUCAAAAGUCUUAUCCGUGGUUCUUUGGUUCCUCCCUCUCCACGCCUCUUUCUCAAGACGUCAGAGGAAGAGAGUAGAGCAUUGGAGGAGGAGAUCCAAGGUGAUUGUCUCCUCCAAUGUAUUCCUCACUUCCCUCUGACUUUUUCAGAAGGCAGCGAGGAGAGAUCAACGCCACAAGGAAUCGAGGAAAAUACUAUUGAGAUCUCCCCCGGAGAGAGACGUUCGUCCCCCAGCCUGUCAGCCGUCUUAGCGGAAUGGCUGUGUUUCAUUCUGCUAACGUAUUAAGAAGGGAGCAAGGAGAAAGGACAUCAGGACACUAUUGAGAGAUCCCCAGAGAUGCUCCUUCUUCUCCAGCCUGUCAGCCAGACUCGCCAUGGCCAGGCAGUGCGGCUGUGUUUCAAACUGCGUUCCAAAUGUCACCCUAUUCCCUACAUGGUGCACUACUACCCAUGGGCCCUGGUGAUUUCUUUUUGAAAUGUUUUGCCAUUUGGGAUGCUGCCUCAGUCUGCUGAGGGAUUCAACUUUUUGUUUAGCUGAUGUCUCUUUUUCCUCCUUACUUCAGCACCUCUUCAUGCAAACUCAGCCCUUUAGUGAGCCAUUUAAAAUGUGUUUUUCCUGUGUCUUCUUGGAAAAUGACAACCUGGCUGCAACAACAUAUUUUAGGCCGAGGCCUAUGUCUAAAGCAGGGCUGUUAAAUUCCGGUCCUGGAGGCCCAAAAUAUUUCAGUUUUUUGUUUCUACCUGGUAGUUAAUUGCACCUACUUGGUGUCCCAGGUCUGAAUUUGUCCCUGAUUGGAACGAAAGGAUGAAAAACAGAACUGUUUUGGCCCUCCAGGACCAGAAUUAAAUAGCCCUGGUCUAAAGCCUACAGUCGAGUCAAGAUACUUUUUAUGAAGAAGAUGCAUGAUGUUUUGUCGCAUGCUGCUGAUCGGUAAUUUCAAAUGUUGCAUAUUAUCAGUAAGGAUUGUAUUUCAGAUGGAACCGUUGGGAGUAAUGACUAGUAUCUUAUCCUAUUGUUGUAGCCUAGUUGUUGCAGUAACUUAAACCCCCAACACAUGUCUUCUCCAGCUCGUCGUAUGAUGAGAAGACAGGUCUGAAGAUCGCAGUGAAGAAGCUCUCCCGGCCAUUCCAGUCCAUUAUCCACGCCAAGAGGACCUACAGAGAGCUACGUCUGCUCAAGCACAUGAAACAUGAGAAUGUGAGUUCCAUCUCUUUAAAAGCUGCAGAACUGUUUGCUACAUGAAUCAUGUUGCUGCUGCGAUAACAAAUCUAGGAAUAUGUUGGUUGAAGUAUUCCUCUGCUCUAGUUCCACUUCCCUCUCUUUGCCUGUCUCUCUGGAGCUCAGUUCUCUCUCUUUCUCUCGCUCUCUGUCUCUCUCUGUCUCUCUGUCUCUCUCUCUAAAGCAGCAGAACUAUGUUGGCUACAUUAAUCAUAGUAUGCAACUGUGCUGCUGACUGAGAUAUAUAACUCUAGGAAUUUGUUGGUUGAAGUAUUCCAAUGCUCCACUCUGCUGAAACCAACUCAUUGUGGAGUCAUGAAAUCAUUGGGAGAGCUGAUACAAUCCUCCUUACUUGUUGCAUUGGCAUCUCUGUGUUUCAGGUGAUUGGCCUUCUAGAUGUCUUCACACCUGCUACUAGUCUGGAGGAGUUCAGUGAUGUGUGAGUUGAGUUGAAACUCUAAGGCCUACCCAUUUUCUUUAUCUACUGUAUGUUCCUUUAUUAUCCCUUCAUAACUUUCAUUCACUCAGCCAAUGCCUAUUGACAGUGCAUCAAUGCCUCACUUCAAACACAAUGAGUACACACAGUCCCUUUCUUUUCCCAGCAGCAGAGAUCAAACAAAGCCUGCUCUGCCUAGGAAACACCAGGGGUACAUGUGUUACUAUUUCCAGUAGUACUACCAUAUCUCCCUUCCCAACCUUGGAAAUAGUUACUCACUGCGUGCCUUGGCUUCAGGCAUUUACUGUUUGUUGAUGUUGAAAGUCAGUGAGAAGAGAAAUUGGACAGAUUGUUCAGCUAGUGAGUCAGUGCUGGCCGACUGCCUCCUCGUGUGUGUGUGUGUACUGUGUGUGGGUGCCUGGCUGAGGGAGUGUCAGACACACAAGCCUAGUCCUGUUGCUGCCUCUGCUGUAAGAAAAUACGCAGGAAAAGCCUCUCGUUCCUACGCAUCCUACUAUUUACCAUGUUUGGCUCGACAAUGACACCAAUGGAGUUGGGAAGAACACAAACAGAUCUGGGCAAGGCUAGCUCUCUGGCAGCUCCACCACCGGAAGAGGUAACUGUAGUGUGCUCUCAGCCUCCCCACUGUCCCAGAUAGAUUAACACCCUGUACCACGGAGUGGGGGGGGGGGAGAGAAGGAAAAAGAGAUAAAACAGCGGAACGGUUGCGGUGGAAGAAGUUCCUCUCACACAGAAUUAUAAGUAGUAGGGCUGUCCCCCCAAAAAAUAAAAUAAAUUCUUAGUCAACCACAAGUUGUCUGUUCUUUCGACCAAUCGAUUGGUUGACAUUUUUAAACACAUUUCUCCAUAUAUAGACACACCCAAUGUUAAAAUCAACUAUAUACAGUACCAGUCAAGAGUUUGGACAUCUACUCAUUCCAGGGUUUUUCUAUAUUUUUUUUACUAUUUUCAACAUUGUAGAAUAAUAGUGAAGACAUCAAAACUAUGAAAUAACACAUAUGCAAUCAUGUAGUAACCAAAAAAAGUGUUAAACAAAUCAAAAUAUGUUUUAUAUUUGAGAUUCUUCAAAUAGCCACCCUUUGCCUUGAUGACAGCUUUGCACACUCUUGGCAUUCUCUCAACCAGCUUCACCUGGAAUGCUUUUCCAACAGUUUUGAAGGAGUUCCCACAUAUGCUGAGCACUUGUUGGCUGCUUUUCCUUCACUCUGCGGUCCAACUCCUCCCAAACCUGGAGGUGUGUUGGGUCAUUGUCCUGUUGAAAAACAAAUGAUAGUCCCGCUAAGUGCAAACCAGAUGGGAUGGCGUAUUGCUGCAGAAUGCUGUGGUAGCCAUUCUGGUUAAGUGUGCCUUAAAUUCUAAAUAAAUCAGACAGUGUCACCAGCAAAGCACCAUCAUACCUCCUCCAUGUUUCACGGUGGGAACCACACAUACGGAGAUCAUUCGUUCACCUACUCUGCGUCUCACAAAGACACAGUGUUUGGAACCAAAAAUCGCACAUUUGGACUCAUCAGACCAAAGGAUAGAUUUCCACCGGUCUAAUGUCCAUUGCUCGUGUUUCUUGGCCCAAGCAAGUCUCUUCUUCUUAUUGGUGUCCAUUUAGUAGUGGUUUCUUUGCAGCAAUCUGACCAUGAAGGCCUGAUUCACGCAGUCUCCUCUGAGGUGCAGUUAACUCUAAUGAACUUAUCCUCUGCAGCAGAGGUAACUCUGGGUCUUCCUUUCCUGUGACGGUCCUCAUGAGAGCCAGUUUCAUUAGUGCACUUGAUGGUUUUUGCGACUGCACUUGAAGAAACGUUCAAAGUUCUUGACGUUUUCCGUAUUGACCUUCAUGUCUUAAAGUAAUGAUGGACUGUCGUUUCUCUUUGCUUAUUUGAGCUGUUCUUGCCAUAAUAUGGACUUGGUCUUUUACCAAAUAGGGCUAUCGUCUGUAUACCACCCCUACCUUGUCACAACACAACUGAUUGGCUCAAAUGCAUUAAGAAGGAAAUAAAUUCCACAAAUUAACUUUUAACAAGGCACACCUGUUAAUUGAAAUACAUUCUAGGUAACUACCUCAUGAAUCUGGUUGAGAGAAUGCCAAGAGUGUGCAAAGCUGUUAUCAAGGCAAAGGGUGGCUACUUAAAAAUAAAAUAUAUAUUUAUUUGUUUAACACUUUUUUGGUUACUACAUGAUUCCAUAUGUGUUAUUUCAUAGUUUUGAUGUCUUCAAUAUUAUUAUACAAUGUAGAAAAUAGUAAAAAUAUAGAAAAACCCUGGAAUGAGUAGGUGUGUCCAAACUUUUGACUGGUACUGUAUAUUUAACAAAAUUUUUUAUGGGGAAUUGGAAAUUAUGCAGACAAUUACAUUGAUGAAAGCCACAAUCUAUCUGCAAUAUUAAAGCUGAUCUACCCCCUUAAAAAAUAUAUAUUGACCAAACAAUCGACCAGUCGACUAAAUGGGUAAUCUAGGCUAUUUAUUGCUCAUGCAUAUCUGUGUACAGUGUACAGCACACAUGCCUGCAGGACGGAGGAGCACAGGGAGGGGGUUUCUAACUGCUGUCCAGAAAAACCCAGGAUAUUUUAUGCAGGUGCUGUAGCUGUGGUUCCCCCAACCCAGCUCCAAAAAUAUAAUGUGACUCACAAUGCUGUUCAUAGCUCCCCCUCUACCCCUGUAUAGGUGGAGGGGGAGGGAGAGAGGGCAGAGGGAGGGGGAGAGAGACAGAGAGCGGAAAAGUUCCAUGGAUUAACACUAUUUAUAUACCUAAUUUUCCAGGCCUCAACAUGAACCCUUCAGCCAGAGUUUCCCUCUCCCUGUUUGUGCCUUUGAUCUCAGUCAUAUUGAAGUAGCCUGGUCUCAGAUCAGUCUUUGCCAACAGUUUGCUAAUAUAGAAGGAGGGCAGUAAGGAAAAGUCCAGUUUAACCAGAGUUAUUUUAAGACUUUCCUCCUGUGUGGGAACAGUGCAUCUAUCAGUGGAACAGCAAUCUAGGUAUACCUUUCAUGAAGCCUCCAUGCGUGCAUACACAAAAAUGUAUGCACGCAUGACUGUAAGUCGCUUUGGAUAAAAGCGUCUGCUAAAUGGCAUAUUUUAUUAUUAUUAUGUGCUCCUCCUGUAUGUUUUGGCUCAUCUUCUUUCCCUCCAGCAGUGCUUACCACUAUUUGGAGCUGUUUAAACGACUGAGAUUAGAUUUGAAUUACAAAAAUAAGUGGGUUUAAUGGACCUGUAUCUGUGUGUGUGUGUGUGUGUGUGUUGUUUUAAUGACAUUAUUUGUGGAUGGAGUGUGGGUGAGGAGAAGGAACAGCCGCUCAACCGGUUUCAGCUGACUCAUAGGAGACAUAUGGGAGAACACUGACCUGGUGGUAAAUCCCGUGAUGUAUAGACGGGUGGGUUGUUCACCAUCAAUACCGAUGCGUGCACAACUACGAGGCAAAAACAGAUUGGGUUGGCUUACGAACUUGUAAGCUAUAUUUCAUCUGCAAAUAUUUAUUGAAAACAUAAAUUGUUCCCAAUAAGCACUUGUCUGUCAAAUACAUUGUUACAGUUGAAGAGAAGUAGUAGCAGGAGUGCUUCCACAACAACCACAGGUGCUCUUGGAGGGGAAUUGUAAUUGAAAAGGAAAAAUUAUAACCACAAAUGGGUGAUAAGUGCCAUAAGAAAAUCCAAGUCCAUGCACUCAUGUGGGUUUGAAAGGUAAAAAGCCUUUAAUGUCAAACACCCUGAUGAAGGCGUAAGCCGAUACGCAUUGGUGUAUUUUAAUAAUGUCUUAGCCCAUACAUUAAAGUCUUUUUAACUUUCAAACCCACUGGACUUAGAUUGUUUGUGCCACUUCACACCAAUUUGUGGUUAUACAUUUUCCUUUUGCUUUUCUACAUUGUUACAGUUGUUGGUUAGCUAGCUAGCUAAUUCUGGCCAUAUUAGCAUUGAUGUGACGAGUCAAAACGAGAUGGUAUCAAGAACAACGUACAACUGGCUGAAAUAUGUAAAUAUGGAAUAUGUAACAGUGAGAAACAAAUGGUAGCCUAUGUCUUAUACAGUGGAGUUGUUUUGUUUGAGCUCCUGUCUGGUUCUGAUUGGCAGGUACCUGGUGACCCACCUGAUGGGGGCGGACCUCAACAACAUAGUCAAGUGUCAGAAACUCACAGACGAUCACGUGCAGUUCCUCAUAUACCAAAUCCUCCGGGGGUUAAAGGUGAAACCACACGUGGACUUUUUUAAACAUGCUUCAACUAGCUGAACAUAACUGAAAGUAACUGCCAUUCACAGUAUUGUGUACAUCCCAGUGUUGUGUACAUUCCCAGCAGGCAAAACGUAUUGAAAUGAAGUCAUAAUUAUGUCAUUUAAACCCAUUUCUGGUCAUACUGAUGUCAUUUUACCCAGUUUUGCCUGUUGGGAUGUACCUCAGAACAACAAACCUCUCAGCUUAAACUUGUGAUUCGUGUCUCCUAAUUAUUGAUGUAAUCUAAUGCCUUUGCACUUCUUCCCCUCUCUCUGUCUCUCUCCUCAGUAUAUCCACUCAGCAGAUAUCAUUCACAGAGUAAGUCUCCUCCCUUUUUAAUUCAGUCCGCUCUGCUUUGAUUGAGCCCACACUGAAACGGUCCUUCUCUGUGACCGAUUUGACAACACUGUGUCUUGUGUUAGUUAAUAUAAUAUUAUAAAAUAUAUGCCAUUUAGUAGACUCUAGUAUCCAAAGAGAUUUACAGUCAUACGUGCAUACAUUUUACGUACAGGUGGUCCCGGGAAUCGAACCCACUAUCCUGGCAUUGCAAGGGCCAUGUUCUAUAUUAAAGCUUGUCCGGGCAAGUAAAAAAAAAAUAUAUAUAUAUCACAAUAUCAAACCAUUAAUCCGAUCAGAUUAUUAUCAAAGUGUCCCCCGUAUGCGAUGUGUUGUGUACUGUUCUCCCAAUCUCUGCAGAGCGCAUCGGAGUAGAUUUGUGCAUUGUAUUGACAGGCACCGCUUUGGCCGGCGAAAAAAAUAUUGUAAUAAUGCUGUUCUGUACUCUAUAUAAUUGUUUAAAAACCCGAUUUUAAUUCCCUAAGCUGUUAAUGAGCUAUGCAGUUUAUUUAACACACGCACACAUCCUAGUGUAAGCGGAAUAUCAACUGUCGGGCGGCAAGAGCGUGCAACUCCUCAUACAGCUUUGAUUGCUGCGUGUAAAGAUAUGUUCUAAUAAGCCUAGUCACUGCGCAACAUUCCUAAAUGCAAUUUCAGGAAAAGACGGCAAUCACAGUUUUGAUGACAAUUAUUGAAAAGAGCGGGAUCCUAGUUUUCCAGUGCUGUACGAUUUAUUUCUCAACUCCAACUGCGUAAUUGGCAGCGUUUUACAAUCUUUACAAGUGUCUGGCAUGACAAACAAACAAAAGUUGCAGCGUUAAACUCGUCGUCCAUUCGAUUGCAUAAACGGUAGGCCUAUAUUCACUGUAAAAUUCACACAAUUAAACUGUAUUUAUAAAAACACUGUACAAAUUAAGGUUUUAUUACUGUCAGUGGGAGUUUUUUUUAUACAUUAAACAAGCAACUAGAUCAUAUUUAGAGUCUGAUCUAGCUAAUGAUUAGCCAACAAUGCAGAUGAGCAACCACAUGCUGCAACCAUGUUUUUAGAUUUGAUUGGGAUCCCCUCACUUCAGCCAUGUAGCCACUAUGCUGCAUCAGGCGAUAAUGGUUAUUGCUAAAAUAGCACACCUGCCUGAUAAUAUUGAUACAACAGUAGCUAGGAUGGGGAGAGGUCUGUCUAUAAUAAAGCGCUGCUCUGCAUUCUUAACAGCACUAUCAACAAGGCAGGUCAUACAGGCCCUAGUUUUGUCGCACCUGGACUACUGUUCAGUCGUGUGGUCAGGUGCCACAAAGAGGGACUUACGAAAAUUGCAAUUGGCUCAGAACAGGGCAGCACGGCUGGCCCUUGGAUGUACCCUUGGAUGUGGUCCUCUGUAGCUCAAUUGAUAGAGCAUGGCGCUUGUAACGCCAGGGUAGUGGGUUCGAUCCCCGGGACCACCCAUACGUAAAAAUGUAUGCGUACAUGACUGUAAGUCGCUUUGGAUAAAAGCGUCUGCUAAAUGGCAUAUUAUUAUUAUAAUAUGUAUCAAUAUGUUAUUGGGCUCAUUUCUGGAGGGGAAUAUUACAUUUGAAACAGUUUCAUAUGUAAAUCUGAACCCCCCCCAAAAACAAUUGUAAAGUGGUUAUCCCACUGGCUAUAGGGUGAAUGCACCAAUUUGUGAGUCGCUCUGGAUAAGAGCGUCUGCUAAAUGACGUAAAUGUGCCCUUGAGCAAGGCACUUAACCCUAAUUGCUCCUGUAAGUCGCUCUGGAUAAGAGCGUCUGCUAAAUGACUAAAAUGUAAAAUGUAAAAAUGUAAGGUUCCUCCAGGAGAGCUACUGGGUGUGCAGGCUUUAAUUUGAGCCCUUCUCUAACACACCACAUUGCAAAAAGUCAGCUGCUCAACAUGACCUUGAUAAGCUGACUCGGGUGUUUGUGCAGGGCUGGAUACAAAGCCUGCACACCCAGUAGCUCUCCAGAUGGAGGGUUGACCACGUGUUUGUACAGUAGCCUAACAGUGCAGUUAUUUUACUUUGUGGGUGUUAAGUGCCUUGCUCAAGGGCACAACGGGAGGAUAUUAUACAUGGGAUCAGAGACCAGCAGUGGUUCCUUGCAUCGUACAACACAAUUUUCAGUCACCUUUUUGGCCCAUGGUGUUACAGCCCAUUUUAGUUUUGGACAAGUGACUUGAGCUAUCGGACAAGUAAAAAAAUCUGUCAUACUUGUCAGAAGGAGCUACAGUUUAUAAACCAGUUUUAAUUUAUGACUUGGCUGCUUGCUUCGCUUCCACAUAGAGGAUUCAGGCCAAGGCUUGCUCCUUAAGCAAACACUCUAAACAGCAGAGGAAGUAAAACCAUAAACAGGAGCUCUGUUUUGUACCAUGACUGAGUCGGUGAUUCAGGGCUGCUGUUUUGAAAGAACUGAUCUGAGAAUAAUAUUAGAUUUAGAGUAGAAGGAUUUGAUCAAUUAGAGAUUUACUUAGUCUUGAAGAAGCACUGUAGACGUUCUGUAGAAGCACUUCUACAGAUCGUGGUGGUUUGGUUUUAGAGGAUCUAGAUUCAAUUGAGAAAGCCCAUUCAGAUCUGGCCUCGUCAUAUGUAGGUCAGCUGUAAUAAUAUAUGAAUACUAAUAAUGCCUUGUCUCCCAUCACUCUUUAGGACCUGAAACCCAGCAACCUGGCUGUGAAUGAGGACUGUGAGCUGAAGGUAAGGGAGUUUAUUAUAAGCCCACUCAUUCAAUCUGUGUUCAUGCUGAACCGCUGGACAAGAGUGUCAGCAUGCCUGAGGGGAGUAACCAAGCACACCCUGAUGUAACAUUGGUGGUAACGUUUUCUGCAAGGAGAGAACAGUGUGUGACCUUUUGUGUAGUUUCCUGAGGGUAACUCUCUUGCCAGUACCACAUGGUUUUGUUGUGUCUGUCCUCCUCAGAUCCUGGACUUUGGGCUGGCGCGGCACACUGACGAUGAGAUGACUGGUUACGUUGCCACACGCUGGUACCGGGCACCAGAGAUCAUGCUGAACUGGAUGCACUACAACAUGACAGGUAAAGUAGGUAGAGUCUCUGCAUCUGCUCACUGUAGUGCAGUACUUGUGAUCUUGGGCCAACGUUCCUACCAUGUGGAUGUCAUAAUAGUGGAACACUGUAAAUGGACAUACUGA